Messenger RNA from Prorocentrum cordatum, 3018 nucleotides. The record is from the annotation of a GenBank genome assembly. Lineage: Eukaryota; Dinophyceae; Prorocentrales; Prorocentraceae.
AUGGAGGCCGCAGUUGCCGAGGCGCGGCGGCAGGUGGCCGCGCUGCAGCGCGGGGCGCCGGCCGAGGCGCAGGCGGCCGGCAGGCGCUUGGCGGAGCUGCAGCAGGGCAGGGACGCCGUGCCGCUGUGCGCCGUGCUGCUGCGCGCCGCGCUUUCGGCGGGAGACCACCCCGCGGCCUUCUUCGCGGCGCAGACGCUCGCCACACGUGCCCGGCUCUGCGGCGACGCUGAGCGCGCCGCGUGGGCGCCGGUGGCGAGGGAGUUGCUGACGAUCCUUGCCACCGCCGCGCGCGCGCCGCCCAGCGGCGCCGCCGUCCUCGCGGUGCCAACGUUGCGCCAGCUGUGUGCAGCGCUGGCACGCUUGUGCGCGCAGCUUGCCGACGAGUGGCCCGAUGCAGUCGACAGCGCGUUGUCGCAGCUCGGCGAGGUGUCCAACACUGGGCCACUGCUGGAAGUGUUGCAGGCCCUCGCAGAGGAACCAUUUAGCCGUCGGCUACUCGUGGAUGGUGCUCGUCGAAGCCGUUUCUUGUUGGCCUUUCGUGGAAAGGUGGGCGCCGUCCUGGGCGCCGUCGGGGCGGCCGCCCGUGCGCAGCCGGGCGCGCCGGCGCUGCGCUGCGCGUCAGCUUGGCUAAGGGCUCAGCCAUUCUUCGAAGAAUGGUUGCCGAUGGUGGGUUUCGAUGCCGCUGGUGGCUCUGGCGAGCACGUGGCGUUGGGCCUGCUGGCUCCGGUGUUUGCGCCCCCAGCGGUGGCGGCCGCGCGCCUAGAGUUCGGGCUGGAGGCCUUCGAGGCCGCGGCCGAGCUCGUGGAGGCUGCGCUGCCGCUGGCUGGCAGCCUGGCGGCCGAGGCUGGCGCCAGCGCAGUGGUGCUGCUGCUCGAGGCUUUCUGCGCCACGUGCGCUCGGCUGGCGGGCGGCGUGGCUGGCGACGGGAACACGACUGGCCUCCCCGAAGUCGCGGGGGCCCUCCUGACCGUGCAGCACGCCGCGUUCUCAUCCGAGGCUGCGCUGCUGCACGGCCACCUGCGCACCCGACUGCUGACCAUGGGCGCAACCUUGCUGGCCUUCGCUGGCCCCGGGAGCGGAGGUGGCUUGGGGCCGCACGCCAUCGAUUGUGAAGGCGGUGCACUCGGCCGUGCUUUGGAUGCAUGGGAGGCACCAGCUGCCCCGCGCCAGGCAGACGGCGACGAUUUCCAGGCGCCGUUGGCAGCUCAGCCGCCGGACCUUGCGGGAGCUCUAGACGAAACCUUCGCGCAGUUGUUGGCGUCGCUUCCGCAGGCGUUGGCGCUGUCACCAGCGCUGCGGGCGGCACCAGAGGAGUGCGACCUGUCCCAGCUGCGCAGCAGGGUGUCGCAAUUGCUGAUCGUCUGGUGCGACGCGAACAGUAAGCGCACAGCUGCUCUGCUGGCUCUACUCACGGGCCUCUGCGGUCGCCUGCAGCCGCUGGACAGCGGCCUGACUGGCGGUGGCCUGAGCACCCCCACGGCCUGCGCAGAGCUAGAGCUGGUGCUCACCCUGGCCACGGCGGCUGCGGAGGUCUUGGCCAGCUCAGGCGAGGUGCACCAGCUCCCGGAGCCCCUUCCUCAGCUGUGCGCCGGGCUACCGUUGAUGCCGCUGGGCGCUGCGCCUGCGCCGUGGGCACGGCUGCUAGAAGCAUCGGCAGCCGAGCUGGUCGCCGCGCUGGACCCUUGGAUCCGACCAGAUCGUGGCCCCCCGUCCGAGAGCAGCCGUAAGCUGGUCUCUUUGGCCUUUCGCCUGGCAAGCAGCCAGCAUGCUGGAGGCUCCGCCGUGGAUGCGCUCGCCGUGGUGGUGUCGAACCUUGCGGAGCAGCUGGCGGCAGACAGCCAGACAGCCGAGGAGUGUUUCGCGCGCCUGCGCGAGAUCUGCCUCGGCAGCGGUGGUCUCCCGUUCAGCCUGCGGGAGCGGCUUGUGACGUCUGCUGUGGGUCCGCUGCUGUCGAGCCUCCCCGAGCAGCAGCUGGCGCUGGCCGUCGAGGCUUUGGCCGCGCCGCUUCGCGCGGCGUCGCCACCCUCUUGCGCCCCAGGACCGCCAACGCCCGAUUCAGUUGCGGCCUCGCGACUGCUGUUCCACGUGCUGGCGGCGCCGCAGCCCCCGCAGGCGGAUGUCCGACUGGAGUGGUUGUCCAAGCACUGGCAGUGGUUUGAGGCGGCCCUGGUGCCCCCUGCAGCAGUGGAGCAGACGAUCGAGGCAGCGUGCCACCUGCUGACCACGACACUCUCCGCUGGCCGUGGCUCCACCGCCUUCGAGGGUGCGCUGCACAGAGCCUGCCCGCUGCUGGUGGAUGCGGCAGCAGGGCGUGGCAGCGUAGCGGCGCUCUCUGCACUCACCUUCACAGUGAGAGUCUCGAAGGGCGGCGGCACCAAUGCCGCGCUCGCUUGCGAGUUAGCCGCGCAAGCCGCCACGGUUGCGGAGCGAUUAUUGGGCGGCGUAGGCCACAGUGCGGAGCAGUUGCCGCCCGACCUGUUUGCGACGCUGCUGGAGCUGUUCACUGUGGCCCUCGCGCCACGUUGCAAGUUGCUGUCGCUGCACCUGCUCUCCACAGGUGCCGCGCUGGGUGCAUUGGUCGCCUCGACAUUAUCAGCGCUGCCCUCUUUCACGAGUCCCCGCAUCGUCUGCUGGGGCCUGCUUCUGUGCGAGCGCCUGCCGCAGUGGCUGCAGCAGGCGGAGUUCCAGCCGCACGCCCAGAACUUGGUCAGCGGCAUCCUCCCUGCGUUUGCAUCGUCCACGUGUGGGCUCUUGGCAGGCUCUCCGGUCGCGCAAGAUUCCCAGGUACGCGAGGCGCUCGCCAAGGCCUUGCUGGCCAUGUUCCGUGCCGCGCCGGCUGCCGUGCUGGGUGCCUUGGGAGAGGCUAUGGGUGCCAUCGCGGUCCCAGCGGAGGAGCGCGAGCUGUUCUUGCAGCAGCUCGGUGACCCAGCGUUGUCGGAGGAUCUGCUGUCGGAGGCGCUGGGCGAGACCGCGGACAGCUGGCAGGCGGACCACCUGCGCCGCGCCCUCGCGUCCUGA